Ylistrum balloti is the source of this 663-nucleotide messenger RNA. Its product is annotated as putative defense protein. Gene Ontology annotation, molecular function: oxidoreductase activity, acting on metal ions. The coding region runs from base 1 to 663 and encodes 220 amino acids. The transcript is spliced from 5 exons. The record is from RefSeq and is a predicted model, not a curated record. Lineage: Eukaryota; Metazoa; Mollusca; Bivalvia; Pectinida; Pectinidae.
AUGAAAUCUAAGGGUAUGGUCAGUAUAUUGUUCGUGCUCCUAUCUGUAUUUGACGCAGCUCUGACCAUACCGUAUCCAUUUUCCCCAAAGAACUUUAAACAAGAAUGCCAAGACAUGUUCCCGGAGGCAUUAGGUGUACAUUCACAGCUAUCGAAACCGCCAUACGAGAUCCAGACAUCAGACACCAUUUACGAUGGUGUUUCACACGAGCAGGUGACCCUAAAAUCGACGGGUAAGUAUAAAAUCAACGCCUUCUUCUUACAAGCACGUGUGGCGGACUGCUCGGCUACUGACCGCGAUGUCCCUAUCGGCUAUUUUGAGAAGGAAUUUGGCCACGAUGACGUUGAACUCGUCCACUGCGCAGGAAGACAUGAUAGCGCUGUUGUCAGUCGUAAAUGGAACCUGAAUAAGGAAAAUGUUGUUGUAAGGUGGUACAAACCAAAAAACGAAACCAGGAAACUAUUCUUUAGAGCCACCGUCAUUGCUAAUGUAGAUCUAUUCUGGAUGGAGAAUUUCUCUGAUAGUAUUCGGUCGCUAGGCAACAAUAAAGCCGGACAAGUGUGUCCGGUAAGACUGAUGGCACACUCAGGGGGCGACAAAUCCGAUCCACGACAAUGGUUGCUGAUAUUCGCCGUGUUUGCUUACAGAAUAUUAUAUUUAUGA